This is a messenger RNA of Eufriesea mexicana, 1602 nucleotides long. Its product is annotated as GATA zinc finger domain-containing protein 8. Lineage: Eukaryota; Metazoa; Arthropoda; Insecta; Hymenoptera; Apidae. Gene Ontology annotation, cellular component: nucleolus. The coding region runs from base 193 to 1602 and encodes 469 amino acids. The record is from RefSeq and is a predicted model, not a curated record. Gene Ontology annotation, molecular function: nucleic acid binding; zinc ion binding. The transcript has 4 exons.
CACUGUCGUGGACAAAGCAAUGGCCGCAUAGUAGUAAAACCUCAUAUAAACCUUAGCAACGAAUAUUUUUGUUACCUAAUCGAAUUGAAAACUGUUUCAGCAAUUGUGUUCCAUGAUUUCUUUUUCACAAAAAUCUAUACAAUACGAUCUGCGUAGCAAAUUUGUGACAGGCAAUUUUGGUAUUUUUAAAAUAUGACUCGAUAUACAAGAGCAAAAGGUUCUAAAGCUUCUAAUGAAAAAAUACCCAAUGACGCUACACCAUGGCAUGUAAUGAAAGAACAAUUAGUUGAAAAUUUAUGUAAAAAGCAAGAACCCUCGGAAAAAACUAAAUCAGUUGAAGAAUUAUUAGAAGAAAAGCAAAAUACAGUUACUAAUAAUAAUAUUGAACAUGCCCAUAGUUCAUGGGCAGAAUUUCCAAAUAAUACUAAUAAUACUAAACAGAGAAAUAAUUUAAUAACAAAUAAAGCCAAGAAAAUACAAAAGACAGAAUUGAACAAAAUAAAAACAAAUCCAAAUAUAUUAUUUGAUAAUCAUGAAAAUAAUACUGAUAUUAAUAAAUUAAUUGACAAAUUAAAUGUAAAAAGAAAGAAAGAUAAACAUAAUACUCCAGAAAUAAAUAAAAAUAAAAAUGAUACAGUAAUUGAAAUGGAUGGAUUACAAAAUGAAAAAGAUACAUUUUCUAAACGUCAGAAACGUAAUAUGAAGAGGAAGAAAAGUUUAAAUAAAAGCACAUCUGAUAGUACAGAAAAUAAUAUUAAUAAUGAUAUUAUGUUACAAGACAUAAAUGACAGUAAAAGUAAAAGUGAUGGAACUAAUCAAACAACAAGGUUUGAUGAAAACUUUGUGACUAAAUCACAGAAUUUUGGGAAUAUUCCAAAUAAAUUUAAUAUGAGAAAAUUUAAUAAUCAAAAAACAAAAAGAAAACCACCUAAAAUUCGAGAUGAUAAAGAACACAAAAGAAGGAAACCUGAUUUAGGUUCUUCAAAAAUAAUGAUCAAUGGUAUAGAGGUAGAAAUUGUAAAAUUUGAUGGAUUUCCAAUAAAAAAGGAAGAUGCAGAUAGGCUGACUGAUUUAAAACAGAAAAUGAUUAUGAAAGGCAUUCCACAGACAGAAAUAAAUGCAGCAAUGAAACUAGAGAGAAGGAAAGCUGAGAAAGCAUUAGCUAGAAUAAGGAAAUGUGUUUGUUUCCAUUGUCGUAAAGCUGGACACAAUUUAUCUGAUUGCCCUGAGCUUGGAUCAGAACAAGCAGGAACUGGAAUCUGUUUUAAAUGUGGAUCAACAGAACACACGCAUUUUGAGUGUAAAGUAGCUAAGCCAACAGAAUUUAGAUAUGCAACUUGCUUCAUUUGCCGUGAACAAGGACACAUAGCUAAACAAUGCCCUGAUAAUCCCAAAGGAGUUUAUCCUCAAGGAGGUGCCUGUAAAAUUUGUGGAGAUGUUACACAUUUAAAAAAAGAUUGUCCAGAUUUGAUUAAAGAAAAAGAAGAAAAUACUAUUACAGUAAAUACAAUUGCAAAUGAUAAUUUAGAAUCCUUAGAAGAAGACACAAAUAGAAGAAAUAUAAAAGAUAAUAAAAAAACUAAAAACAUAGUCAAAUUUUAA